AUGGACUUUAUGCAUCUCAGGAGGGACAUUAGAAAAUAUGGUGUUAAGCGCAAUGCACCAGAGUGUGUCAAGACUUAUCGGAGAACCAACUGCAAAUUUGAAACCGAGAUCAACAGAGAGAUUCGCUUCGGUGGCUUUGCCUCCAGCUCAGAGGGUGGUUAUCCUUCUCCUCAUUUUGGCGACCAAUCAUGUUUUGAGAUUAUCACCUGCUUUGGAGCACGCAUCUCAAAGUUCUCUAUGUUUGGAUGGGAAAAGGAGGUCCUGAUCCCUCCGUAUGAGGUUUUUAAGGUAACAGACAUACAGAAAAGAUCUGGGAUUCAGUUUGUAGACAACCUUCCAUGCAAGGUUGUCUACAAACUGAAGAGCACAAAAAACCUACGUUCCGGUUUAAACUGUGCUCUCACCAAGUCAGGAGGCAGAGCCAUCGCUGAAGCCCUAGAGUAUCUCCGCAAAACCAUGAGACCAACCACCUAUGAACUUAAGACUGUUUUGCUCCAUGUUUAUGGUCCAACUGUGAACGAUGACGUGUCAUUUCCAGAAGUUUCUGACAGCUUGGUGUUAGCUGGUGCUAAAAGGUUACACUGUUUGCUCCCUCCGUACGAAGUUUUUAGAGUAACAGAUAUAAAGGAACGCUCAAAGCACAACAAACUUCCUUGUGAGGUUGUCUACAAACUUCAGAGCACAAACAAUCCUCUGUCCAAUUUAAACUGUGAUCUGAUCGAGAAGAAACCUCCUCAUGGUUUUAACUGAACAGUCUAGAAAUAAAAGUAACUGCAAAUCUGGACAUGAUUUGAGAUUUUUUUAAGAAAAUUGGCUACUCAGUUCUGUUUAACAAUUAGAUAUGAUAACAAAUAUAUAACAGUGAGUGUGUACACCUAUAAGCACUACUGUGUAAAAAAAUUUUUGAAAAAAUUGUCUAAAUUGUAAAGCUGAAAUUAAAUGACAGGCAACAUUGAAAUGUUAAUUCACAUAAGUGCACAUUAAUUUGAACUACAACCAUUAACUUUCUCCUCUCUUUGCUUCUCAAACUGAGCUUGGUGAUGACUGUACACAGAAUCAGACAUGGCUUUUUAAAUAUAUAAUACUUAAAUGAUGAUGAUCUACAAAUAUUUACUCUUCACACGCAGUUGGGAGGUUGGUAAAGGUUAUGUUUUCAUAUAAGUUUAGCUUAUGAACUUCUGCUUUAUGUAUAAAGCAGUGUAGACCAGGGCUGGUGGGCAGAAGCCUUAUUCAUAUAAUUAGCUGGGCUGCUUUAGAUUGUAAUUUUUUUAUGUGACUACAAUGAAAAGAUAAUCUGCAUUUAAAUGUAUAAAAAUUUGAAUUGUGAACUGCAUAUGCAUAUGAAGCUGGAUUUGAAUCUGUAUGAUUGGACUGUUUUAGAUGGAUAAGAUUUUGAUUUGAACCAGAAUAUAUUCUGUGUGAUUGGACAUGAAUUUGACCCUUUUGUCUUAUGUGAGACGAUAUCUGUUGUGAAUUAUUGCUAUUUAAAAUAACUUUUAAGUGUCUUUAAAAUAGUUAAAUGUUUGAUGGUUGUGAUCAUUUAUUUUGUUCAUCUGCUAUAUUUCCUGAUUGAUUUUUUCUGUUUUAAUAAACAUUAUAUUGGAACACCUGA
Molecule: messenger RNA, 1612 nt
Organism: Xiphophorus hellerii (green swordtail)
Lineage: Eukaryota; Metazoa; Chordata; Actinopteri; Cyprinodontiformes; Poeciliidae
Molecular function (GO): NAD+-protein-arginine ADP-ribosyltransferase activity; NAD+ poly-ADP-ribosyltransferase activity
Source: RefSeq, a predicted model, not a curated record